Messenger RNA from Panthera uncia (snow leopard), 1603 nucleotides. RefSeq names its product DPEP2 neighbor (gene DPEP2NB). Bases 77 to 442 code for a protein of 121 amino acids. NCBI's taxonomy places the organism in Eukaryota, Metazoa, Chordata, Mammalia, Carnivora, Felidae. The transcript is spliced from 2 exons. The record is from RefSeq and is a predicted model, not a curated record.
CAAAAGUGGUGCUUUCAGGAAAGCUUCCCUACCAGUUCUCUACCAGAUACCAGUCUGUUUGGAUGCCUGAGAGAGAAUGUCUGACCGGAUCUUCUAUAUUCAUUCUAAUUUGUCCUCUGUCCCCUGGGAGGGCAGCACAGCAGCAGGGGCUCCCUCUUCUCCUACACCUGGUCACUACCAUGUCCUCUACCGAGGGUGUGGAGAAACCCAGGUGGGCUGGCAUGGGGAGACGUACUGCCUGGUUGGUGGCUACCGGACCUAUGGGGAUGCUCCUGUGGCCACCCCAGCAAAGAUGGAAGCAGAGAAACCAAUUCCCAGCCAGGCUCCCAAAAGACGUCGAGCUAUGGCAGAGUCAAACAAAGAUGUAGGUUGCUCCAGCCCCAAAAUUCGGCGAUUGAAGCACAGUGGCAGGAGGCUGACCCCAAAGAAGCUUGCUGACUGAGCCACUUUACAGGAAUGGCAAACAUUUAACUGCCUAAGACAGCUAAUGCCUCUUCCUGAAGUGACCCCCCACUGCCCACCACUGGAGAUUAGAACCUGAGCCAUUCUGUCUGAGCCUUCCUCAGCCAGGAGCCUCCUUCCAUACUAACUGGCCAUGGGCAAGGAGCCAUAGAAGCUGAGAUUUGAAAUGAAAGCCUGCUCUGAACAUCCCAGAGCCAAAACUGGCCUGGAAGAAACCCUGAUGUUUCUCCACUCAAUCCUGUAGAGUCCCUUCUCAGGAAGAAGAAAGCAAAGUUUGCACUCUUUGAACCAAGGAGGAUGCAGGAGCAGAGGGAGCGUUCAGAGUGACCUUAGCAGGGACUCAGUCCAUCAGAUGGACUCUUGCCCUGAGUCAUUCAUUGCCAGCAGUCACCAAUUAAACCAAGAGGAGCUGGACUUUUUUAAACUGAAAAAAGCAAUAUGGGUCUACCGAGGGAGCCUCUUGUCUGGAGUGGCAGGAGGCAGAAAAAGGAAAUCCAGGAAGACCCGCUCCCCAGAGCAGGAAGAAAAUGGAGAGUUGGGUGGCGCCACCACUGAGGCUCACGUGCUCCUUCAUUCCCAGUCCUUCUUAGCCCCAGUGGGAUUUCUUACUGUUCAAUAAAAUGGUUUUCUCUAACAUAUUUGACUUGAAAUCCAGCUUGUCCAAGGCCAGGCCCCAAAUCUUCCUUUUCCCUUGAAGUACAUUUCCACAUGGGGUAUCUGGUGCUCUAACACCUUCUGCCUCCAAAAAAGACCCGUGAGUGCAGCUUCUAACUGUAUGGCUACCAUAAUGACACCCGUGCAAAUUGGGGUAGGACACAGGCAGGUUCUUUAGGAGCCCAAGGGUGGCUGGGUGGUUCAAUUGGUUAAACGUCUGAUUCUUCAUUUCGGCUGAGGUCAUCAUCUCACAGUUCGUAAGAUUGAGCCCUGUGUCAGGCUGCACGCUGACAUCAGGGAGCCUGCUUGGGAUUCUCUGUCUCCCUCUCUCUCUCAGCCCCUCCCUGGCUCAUGCUCUCUCUCUCUCUGUCUGUCUCUCGCUCUUGCUUUCACUCUUGCUCUCACUCUUGCUCUCUGUUGCUCACUCUCUCUCUCUCUCAAAGUAAAUAAAUAAACUUUAAAAAAUGGUGAGCUUAAUGAGAACUUA